ACCGCUUCCUGUUUCUCUGAGGGGUUUUUUCUGUUGGCCUCUUCGGUGAAACUGGUUCUCUAACGUCUUAGUUUAUCUUGCUGACACCUGCCUCAGUUUUCCUUUUAAACACGGAAACUGCUCGACCCGCAACACCAAAGAUGGCGCCAGCCUAAGAGCAGUUAUUUUAUUUAGUUGUGUGAACGGAACGGGGAUGUUGCCUGCCUCAGGUCAGCAUCUUAACAGUUUACUAUCCAGAGGUCCAUCCCAGAUUUUCAAAUGAAAAUGGAGGAAAAGCCCCUCUCAGGCCCAGACAACACCAGGCUGGAGGCUCUGGUACAGGACAUCUACUCUGAGCUGGUGGAAGAUGCCUGUUUGGGCCUGUGUUUCGAGGUGCAUCGUGCUGUGAAGCAGGGCUAUUUUUUCUUGGAUGAAACGGACCAAGAUAGCAUAAAGGAGUUUGAGAUUGUGGAUCAGCCAGGAGUGGACAUAUUUGGUCAGGUGUUUAAUCAGUGGAAGAAUAAAGAGUGUGAGUGUCCCAACUGCAAAAGAUUAAUAGCAGCUUCCCGCUUUGCUCCGCACCUGGAAAAGUGUCUGGGAAUGGGACGCAACAGCAGUCGCAUCGCCAACCGCAGGCUUGCUAGCAAUAACAACAUCAGCAAAUCUGAGAGCGAUCAGGAAGACAAUGAUGACCUUAACGACAAUGACUGGUCAUAUGGAGCUGAAAAGAAAUCUAAGAAAAGAAGAUCAGAUAAGAAUCAGAACUCCCCAAGAAGAUCCAAAUCUCUGAAACACAAGAACGGUGAGCUUGGGACAAGCAUCAGUUCAGAUCCCUACAAGCCGUACAACUACAACACUGGCGUCAGUUAUGAAAGCUUGGGCCCAAAUGAAGUCAGAUUGCUGUUGACAACCCAAUGUGGGGUGAUCUCUGAGCACACCAAGAAGAUGUGCACAAGGUCUCACCGAUGUCCACAGCACACAGAUGAUCAGAGGAGGGCAAUCAGGCUGUACCUCCUGGGGCCGUCCGCGCUGACACUUCCUGAUGCUGACGUGGGAGGUGACUGCUUCGACGUUCCUACUGAUGGACAGGCCCUACUGAGCCGCAUGCAGUGGGAGGACUCCCCCGACAUCUCCCCUUCUGACUCCGCCUCAUCAAAAGCCAGCACCAACCAUUCGGAUUCCAGGAGGCCCAAGAAGAAGAAGAAGUCAGCCCUGAGCAUGAACAGCGGAGGGGGAGGUGUGAAUCUGACUGGAGUCGGCAGCUCCAGCUUUCAGAGUAAUAUCAGCUUAUCGACCAAAAAAAAGAAGCCCAAAACAGCAGCACCUUUGGUUCCAAGCAUCUAUGAUCAAUUAAACUAAGGACCCUUUUCAUGCAGUUUAGGACAUACUCAUCUUUAAAAGUAGGAUUCCUUCUCAUCAGAAACACUCAUCUAGCAUCAGUUCUAUUAUCUUGAGGCAUUUAAUUGCAUAACUCCACUUUAGUGUAUGAGAAGCUUAGAUCUGCAAAAUUAGUUGGACUUUUUGUGAGUGAAGGAUUAAUCUCAGGGGGCUUUAUGAUCCUUUGAUUUUAUUCUUUAAUUUCCUUACUAAGAACGGGGGAAACAAGAACAGAACUUUAAAAUUAAUUUUCAUAUUUUUACACAAUUAAGUAGAACAAAAGACUUCAUCCAAUGAUGACAAUGUACAACCUGUUAAAAGAUAAAAGUGGGAACCGAGUCUUAUGUAGUGGAAAUGGUCUAUUACAGAGAGAUGUAGGAGUUAUCAAACAUUUAUCCACAUAUUUAAAGUAUACACACUUUGACAAAAAUGCUAUACUGUAUGUUAUGACAUUUCAAAGCUUUAUUUCACCUUUAAUGUGACAAAUAUGUAAUUUAAUAGAAAAGUACGUCUUUUAAGGCAGUGGCUCUGAGUCCCGGUACUUGGGGGGGCUACUUUCCUUCUCUGCUGUCCUGAUUCAGAUGAUUGCGCACCGCAGGAUUGUGCUGCGUAGUUCUAAGGGGGAAAUGUAAAAACCAGAAAAGCAGCAAUGAACCGACGCCAUCGGUUUGAACAUUUACUUAGUUAAAGCACCUUUUAAUUUGGUUUGGCAAUUGAAACUCCUUUUCAGCUUUCUAUCUUUUGACACCUUUUGACAAAGACCCAAUUUAAUAGAAACUAAUGCCAGAUCAUGACGCAGCCGUCAUUAUGUAUUACCUUCGGUUGUGGUGAUGCUUCGUUUUGCUCCUGUACCACAGAGCCCUUUAGUUGGAGAUCAGUUGUAUGCAUUAAAUAGGCGAUAAAUGUCACAUCAAAGCAGGAAAAGUUUUGACUUUUUCAUUUUUAUGGUCAGUGAUAUGUCCACUUUAAUUUCAUGUUGUUGUUUUUUAAUUGUUUCAAACAGCAGCUUUGCCAGAUUUAAAUGGUUUGGUAAGAAAAAAAAAUAAUCGGCGUGAAGAAACAAAAUAAAAAAACUGUAUUUAGCUUUUUGUGAAUCCAGGUGUAACAGCAUGAAAACCUCUCAUUCAGCUUCCUGCCAUCUUUAGUUCUCUCUCAUCUGUUGUUUUGUGGUGACUUCCAUCCUUUUAUCCUGCUCCAAACAGGCUGUUAGGAAACGCUCAUGACUCAUCUGUGGCUUAAUGCUGGCAUUGUGUUGCACAAUUGUGUUUGUGUGUCUGAGGGCUGAUUUGCAUUCAGUGUGAAUGUCACUUUGCUGUGUGUGGUCGUUUAGCAAAUUCAUUGAAAUCAAUAAUUUGUGAAAGGACUUUGGCCAUUUUAAAUAUUUACCUUUGUUUACAUUAUGUGAGUUUAACUUGUGAAUCCUGUAUACUAGGGUUUCUAUAUCAUUUGUGUGAUUGUGGAGAUUUGGGGCCGUUGGGCUUUGAUGGCACAUGUAAAUAACAUAAAGUAGCUUAAAUGAACUCUUAAUCCAGUGUAUUUUGUAUGCUUUUAUUUUCGGAGGGCACUUUCUGCUUACAAGUGAUAAAUAUCAAUGCUGCAGUAAGAGUGACGGGUCUUCAUUUUGUGACUGUACAUCCUUAGAAGUAAUCUUGCUACAGUUUAAUGGAGAAAAAAAAGCUUUAAAUCAACAAGAAGAGGUGAGGCAUUUGACUUUUUGUUUUUUACUGAUAGUCGGACCAAAAACUCAAUUAUUGUGGAGCUGGUUUUUAAUGUUUUUAUGAGCUUAAUAUAUAGCAAUUCCAAUUAGAUGUGAUUAUUAUGCGUACUUGGGUUAUUAAUUCUGCACUUUCUUUGAAUAGACUGAUUAUACAAGGUUUAACUUUGGAUAUUUACCCAUUCUUUAUGUAUCUAAAUGGGUAUAGUUCAUGUAAACUGGUUGUUUCUAAAGCACAGACGCAACCUUUAAGCGUUAACCACUCAUAUGGAAGCGGAUUAGGUCAGGGGCUUUUACCAGAGUGUUCUAAAAGCUUCCUGGUAGCCUUUCGUGAGAAGUUUUUGGUAACAUUAUGCUUUAAAAAAUUCCUCCCAUUAGAUUAUACUCAACACUUUGAGACACACCCAUACCACUGGCUGCAUAUCAAACCCUCAGCAUUAUACCACCGUCACCAUGAAUGAGAACUGCUGCAGGGUUCUUAGGUUUAACUGUCUCCAAACAUUCUUCCUAAACUGUGGCCUAACAUUUUUUUUUUUCUUAGACUAUAAACUUCUCAUGAAAGAAGUUAGCUUGUUUGUGCCACAGGUUGUCAGUAGAGCUUGAAGGGGUUUAUUUUAAAGCAGGGGUGGGGUUAUUUAUCCGUACCCUAAGUUCCUGACAGGCUUUAACUUCAGUGGGGCAUGCAAGCUUCUUUUCAUCCUUUUAUUUAAAGGUUAGUUUUAUUCAGAUGGUUGGUACCAAAU
Messenger RNA from Cyprinodon variegatus (sheepshead minnow), 3813 nucleotides. RefSeq names its product ataxin 7-like 3 (gene atxn7l3a). Gene Ontology annotation, molecular function: transcription coactivator activity. The coding region runs from base 259 to 1338 and encodes 359 amino acids. Gene Ontology annotation, cellular component: SAGA complex; DUBm complex. Gene Ontology annotation, biological process: positive regulation of DNA-templated transcription; regulation of transcription by RNA polymerase II. The record is from RefSeq and is a predicted model, not a curated record. NCBI's taxonomy places the organism in Eukaryota, Metazoa, Chordata, Actinopteri, Cyprinodontiformes, Cyprinodontidae. The transcript has 13 exons.